AACGGACGCAUUUUCGUUGCUAAGCGAUGAACCUUCAACAGACGCUGACGGACCUUUUCAGCAAGCGCAAAGCCCUGAAAGACCGGUUACAGCGCGAGCUCCAGAAGUACCAAGCUAAAAAAGUCGAACUUGGACAAGACUUAGACGAAUAUGACCAGGCGGCCACAGAAAUAAUAGCAGUUCUGACGAUUGCGGUGCAGCAGCUUCAGGGGAAGAGCGAAUCUCAAGAGCUCCAUGAAUGCCUAGAAAAAAUGGAGUUUCUGCGCAGCAGCCAUAGUAAAUCGCAUCAGAGCCUGGAACAGGUCUGCAGCAUGGUCGGCAACCUCAUCUCCCUCGUGGUCGAGCUGGACGCUGAGCAGUUUGACAUGCUGCACCAUGAGCUGCGGAAGCAAAUCGUGCUGUCGGGAACACGGGACCAUGUCACCGAGAUUAGGCUUUUCGCCUAUUAUGACAUGGUCGACCGCGACCCUGCAUUGAAGCAAAAGUACUCGUCGCUCUCCACCUUCCUUGAUGCCCUGCAUCAGGAGUGCACUGAUUUUGUCAACGGGCGCAUUCGGAUGCGGCCAUUGAACUCGGUGUUUGGGGAGGCAGUUCAGCGCCUCGGGCUCAGCAACACGGAGUGGCAGCUGCUUAAGACACUCAACAAGGACAGCUUGGCAUUGUUCCACAAGAAGUUUACGAUGGAGGAGCUAGAGACCGAGGUCUUCCCAGCAGACCUCGAGCCAUGCCGAGGAGCCCUCAUGAGGGCAGCUCACAUGGUUAACGAGCGGCGCAAUGCCAUGGCUGCUGGGCCCCAGGCACCCUCGGAUGAUGAUAACUGGGCCCAGGACUGCAUUAGCAUGAGCCUGCCCACUGCAAGACACCCUGUAGCCUGCAAGCGCAAGCCAUAG
Volvox carteri f. nagariensis is the source of this 890-nucleotide messenger RNA. RefSeq lists its product as uncharacterized. Bases 27 to 890 code for a protein of 287 amino acids. NCBI's taxonomy places the organism in Eukaryota, Viridiplantae, Chlorophyta, Chlorophyceae, Chlamydomonadales, Volvocaceae. The record is from RefSeq and is a predicted model, not a curated record. The transcript has 2 exons.